UUGUGUGGCUCGCGUUGAUGCCGCUUGUGUCCCGUCGCUGACUGCUCGCCUCCAAAUCAUCUGCUUCAUCCGCGUUUUCCCGUUCCUUCUCUCUACGGGACUUUUUUACAGGACCGAGAGUAAGAAUGAACGGAAAUGGAGUUUGACAUUUUUGGACACAAAUUAUUAGAUGGGAUUUUUAAGUUUUACGCACACAGCAACAAUGAAGUAGUAUUCCCCGUCUGUAUGUGUUUGUACUCCUUCUAGAACGUCGUUUCAGGAUGCCUGACGGAGAAUCGAUACAAAUUACUAAAUUGGUCAACGAUACAUAAAUGUAAAAAAAUACGAACUUUUUACCUUCUCCUGCUCAGCGUCGAGUCAAUACUGGAAAUACGCACUUACCCCACAGACGGGGCGAUCUCUUCACAGCAGAGCUUCAAAAACAACCAUAUAAACCUCCACGAAAAAUAAAAGUAGGCUAUGGCAGACGAACAUGAUCAGUAUGGAGCGUCCGAGUUUAUAAAAGAUCGGUUGUACUUCGCUACCCUCAGAAACAAACCAAAAACGACGUCCAGUGUCCACUACUUCAGCACCGACGACGAGUUUAUCUAUGAGAAUUUCUAUGCAGACUUCGGCCCUCUCAACCUGGCUAUGCUGUACAGGUUCUGUUGCAAACUCAACAAGAAGCUCAAGUCGUUCACACUGUCUAAGAGGAGAGUGGUGUACUACACGAGCUACGAUCCCAAGAAGAGAGCUAACGCUGCUGUACUCAUCGGUGCCUACGCUGUGAUCUACUUGAAGAGGAGCCCAGAGGAGGUCUACAGGACUCUGAUCAGCAGCAACAACACUGCUUACCUGCCCUUCAGGGAUGCUGCCAUGGGGGAGUGCACCUACAACCUGACUGUCCUCAACUGUCUCCAGGGAAUACGCAAGGCCUUACAGUACGGGUUCUUCAACUUUGGGGCGUUUGACGUGGAGGAGUACGAGCAUUAUGAGCGGGUGGAGAACGGAGACAUGAACUGGAUCAUUCCGGGGAAGAUCAUGGCCUUCAGUGGACCCCACCCUCGCAGCAAGAUAGAGAGCGGCUACCCCCUGCACGCCCCGGAGGCCUACUUCCCGUACUUCCACCAGAACAACGUGACAAGCGUGGUGCGUCUCAACAGGAAGCUGUACGACGGACGGCGCUUCCUGGAGGGCGGCUUCGAGCACCACGACCUGUUCUUCGUGGACGGGACCACGCCCAGCGACCUGGUCACACGCAGGUUCCUGAGCGUGUGUGAGACGGCAGGCGGGGCCGUGGCUGUGCACUGCAAAGCCGGCCUGGGCCGUACUGGCACUCUGAUUGGCUGCUACCUGAUGAAGCACUUCCGGUUCACGGCAGCGGAGGCCGUCGCAUGGAUCAGAAUCUGCAGACCAGGAUCCAUCAUCGGACCCCAGCAGAGCUUCCUGGAGGAGAAGCAGCACAGCCUGUGGAUUCAGGGGGAUGUGUAUCGCUCCAAACAGAAGCAACAUCAUGUGACGCAACAGCGCGGUCACCAGCGGCAACAGCAGCCGGCCCUUCCCCCCCCGACACAGUCGGAACACUCCCACCCCCUACGACGGUGUCUGAUGUCCAGCAUGGAGGAGCUGUCCAUCAGCAGCACUGUGAGCAGCUCUCUGGGCCUGGAGGGGGGGGGGCCCACGGGGGGGCUCACCCAGGGAGACCGGCUCCGAGCCCUCAAGGGACGACGCUUGUCCAGAUCCCUAGCCCCCGUGAGGUUCACCCAGGGGUCCAUCUCCCCCCCCCGCUCCUCCAAAGUCCCCCUGCCCUCCUUCUCCUCCUCCUCCAGGAGCUCCUCAUCAGCCACGUACCUCAAAAGUCCCUUCAGUCUGAGCAUGUUCGGCAGUAAGCCUUCAGUGAUUCGCUAACGCCCCGGUCACCAUGGUUAUCGCUGACCCAGAUCCAACAUGCAGGGACUUCCUGGGGGACAGGAAGUACCUGUGGACAGGAAGGGGCCGAGGUGAGGCCCAGUAUGCAUCUAGAGUGCUAUUGAUGAGGAUAUUGUUUUCAUAUGUGCAUAUGGAAUAUGGAUAUUGAUAUAUUGGUAAUUUUGUUGCUAUGAGAUAAUAUGAAUCAAGGACUCGUGAAUGUAUUCUCUGAUUCUCUGUAUCGAUCAGGGCAUAUUUUUUAUGUGUACACUGUUCAACCUUUAUUUUUGUUUUGAUCUGUAAAUGCUGGAGAUCUAAAGCUAUUUUUGCACGUGUGAAUACAGAUUUGGAUUUGGAACUGA
Osmerus eperlanus (European smelt) is the source of this 2249-nucleotide messenger RNA. Its product is annotated as dual specificity protein phosphatase CDC14AB-like. The coding region runs from base 460 to 1887 and encodes 475 amino acids. The transcript has 14 exons. The record is from RefSeq and is a predicted model, not a curated record. Gene Ontology annotation, molecular function: protein serine/threonine phosphatase activity; protein tyrosine phosphatase activity; protein tyrosine/serine/threonine phosphatase activity. NCBI's taxonomy places the organism in Eukaryota, Metazoa, Chordata, Actinopteri, Osmeriformes, Osmeridae. Gene Ontology annotation, biological process: regulation of exit from mitosis; positive regulation of cytokinesis; cilium assembly. Gene Ontology annotation, cellular component: nucleolus; cytoplasm; mitotic spindle.